Tremella mesenterica DSM 1558 is the source of this 1032-nucleotide messenger RNA. RefSeq lists its product as uncharacterized. The record is from RefSeq and is a predicted model, not a curated record. Lineage: Eukaryota; Fungi; Basidiomycota; Tremellomycetes; Tremellales; Tremellaceae. The transcript has 4 exons. The coding region runs from base 1 to 1032 and encodes 343 amino acids.
AUGGACCCCGUGACAACAUCUGGCACUCUCGCCACUUCUUUUCUUUCCAGACGGACAGCCUCUCGAAGAGCUUAUAAAGUCCCCGCCAUCCGACACAAUCUCGAAGACUUUCUACCUGAUUCUGACAUCAUCACCCUUCUCCGAGUCGAUGCUACCUUCUUCGAAGACGUCGUUCCGUCCGUAUGGGCUCAAGCUCCUGUCGAAGCUGUUCUAGCUUGUGAUCCAAAAGUCGCCACUAAGGAGAAGGAAGCCUUCCGUCAUCGAUUAUACUGCUCCUGCACUCUUCAUUUCUAUGAUAUUGUUGUUCAUGCCAAUGACAUCGAUUUCUCCGAUUGCGCCACCAUUCUUUCUCCUCGACAGGAUUUUCAUAUCACAUCACUCGAAGCUCGGCUACGCCACAACGAUGCUAUUGGACUUGAUCAAUUCCUUUCGAAUGGAAGUCACCUGAAAAAACUCCUCCUUGAUCUUCAAGAGGAAAUCUCCCCCCAGUUGAUCUUGGUGAUAGUGAAAGCCGUUCCAACCUACUUGAGGAGUUUGAAAGAGUUUCGUCUCAGAUUCACCACUGAAGUCGACCCCGAGAUUGAAUCUUGGCCCUUGAUUUGGAGAAACCCAAAUACUAUCUCCCUGUCAUUAGAAGAAUUCCGAGUGAGCGUCACGCACGCACCAACGGCGGAAGAUUUAGAAAUGCCAGGACGGUUGGAGAGAAUGGUUGAACGUAUACUGGGGAUGGCUUGGAUAGUCUCUUCUUUCAUGAACGGAAAUUGUCAAGUGCAUCUGACAGACAACAUGUUGAAACAUUUGGACUGUCAACCUUUUCUGGAACCCUGUCAAAAAGCUUCUAAAUCCAUGCAAGAAAUCAUCCCCCAUAUACCUUUAGACGGUACACCCGUCUCUCACCUUCCUAUCUUGGGAGCUCCACCCCCUGAGGAGAUGCUACUCGACCAUGUUCGUGAAACAAUUUCGAUGGAUGUGGUCAUGUAUUACGCCACCCGACGACGAUAUUUGUCUUGGGGAGAGGAUAACGACUUGUGA